UCAACAGUUGGCUGGUGACGUUUGGCUUCCAGCUGUACAACGUUAUACCAGGUUACCGUAAACCCUCUACUGAUACCAUGGAGCCGUCCUACGAGCUAGUCAGAACACAGAUCAACGCUCAGGAGUGGGACAGCACUAAGUCUAUCCUUGGCGUGCAGUGUGAGGUCCAGAGACAGCUGAAGGCCUUCGUAAAGCUGGAACGCUUCGGACAGAUUUAUGGUGCCAGCGCUGCAGGCUGCCCCCAGGCUGCCCCAAAGACCCUCUUCGCCUCUGGAGGAUCCAUCUUCGGCAAGGGCGUGAAGUUCGCCAUCCGCGAAGGCCGRAUCAGCACUGACAUUAUCAGCCUGGCCAAUGAGGACGGUCGACGCAUGGCAGCGGUUCUCAACGACGCGUUCUACCUGCAGGARCUCCACUUCACCGUCGACGGCAGGGACACACAUUACUUCCUCAAGCUGGGGUCCGUGGAGGGCGACCUGUCACUCAUCGGGAUGACCGUAGGACGCCGUACCCUGGAGACAGGCGUCAACGUGACGGUGUCUCAGGUCAACGCCGUGCUGAACGGCAGGACUAGGCGCAUCACGGACAUCCAGCUUCAAUACGGCGCUCUGAACCUCAACACGCGGUACGGUAGUUCCCUGGAUGAGGAGAAGGCCAGGGUGCUGGAGUUAGCCAGGCAGAGAGCUGUAGCCCAGGCCUGGACCAGGGAGCGCCAGAGACUGAGGGAGGGAGAGGAGGGCUCGCGCGCCUGGACGGAGGGAGAGAAGCAACAGCUGCUGGGGUCGGGGAAGGUGGCAGGAUACGACGGGUACUACGUGGUGUCUGUGGACCAGUUCCCGGAGCUGUCGGACAGCGUCAACAACAUUCACUUCAUGAGGCAGAGCGAGAUGGGCCGAAGGUGACAUGAUCAACAACUGGAACCUGUUUAGCCACUGGAGCGAGAGGUGUCUUAAAGGGAACCCUAUUCCCUAUGUAGUGCACUACUUUUGACCAGCCCUAUGGAACCCUAUUCCCUAUAUAGUGCACUACUUUUUGACCAGGGCCCCUCAGCCUCUGGGGUAGUUCACUAUAUAGAGGAUAGGGUGCCCUUUUGUUCAGACGCAGCGUUGGUGGCCACAAAGUAUAACUAAGGACUUGUUGCCAAAGACAGUUACAUACAUGAACACCUUGUAAUUUUCUGCUCCUUUGACGUGUGCUUAACAUGAUACACUGAAUGAACUCAAAAAACAUGGUGUGGCAGACACCUGGAAAUCAGUUGCUGAACACUGUAUUUUACCGUACAGCUACUUCUCCUUCAGAAAAAGAGAUUCAUAAGUCUUUGCUGUUCAAGUGUGGCUGCUAGAGAAAGACAUUCUGCCAUAUCUAUUCUGUCUGUGACUUAUUUUUGGCAAUCUGUUUCCCCGUCCCUGUUGGUGACUGUGUUAAAAGGGACUGGGCUGGAGAGGAGAGGAGAGGAGAGGAGAGGAGAGAGGAAUGUGAGACAAGAGGAGAGAGUGAGAGGGGAUG
This is a messenger RNA of Salvelinus sp. IW2-2015, 1503 nucleotides long. The record is from RefSeq and is a predicted model, not a curated record. NCBI's taxonomy places the organism in Eukaryota, Metazoa, Chordata, Actinopteri, Salmoniformes, Salmonidae.